UUUGCAAAACCGUCUGGUCUCGGCAUUUUUGUGUAAAUUUUAAAACACACUUUUCAUUGCUAUAAUUUAAAACACGUGCAAGAAUGGCGGCAGCAAUCGAUGGUGUUUUACCAGAACAUUUGCAAGAGUUGGUUAAGAACUCCAAAGUUUUGGUUGUUGGUGCGGGCGGCAUAGGCUGUGAGGUGCUAAAAAACCUUGUGCUUAGCGGAUUUGUUAAUAUUGAAAUUAUUGAUUUGGAUACAAUUGAUUUGAGCAACCUCAACCGGCAAUUUCUGUUUCAUCGCGAGCAUGUGGGAAAGUCGAAAGCAAAAGUCGCGCGUGAGAGCGCUCUUAGCUUUAAUCCAGAUGCAAAGAUUACCGCCUAUCAUGACAGUGUGACAAGCACCGACUAUGGCGUCAAUUUCUUCAAGAAAUUCGAUGUUGUGCUAAGUGCUCUGGACAAUCGAGCAGCGAGGAAUCAUGUCAAUCGCAUGUGUCUAAAUGCUGACGUUCCACUGAUUGAGAGUGGCACCUCCGGCUACAACGGUCAGGUGGAGCUCAUCAAACGAGGCUUGACUCAAUGCUACGAGUGCACACCGAAGGCCAAACAACGCACCUUUCCAGGCUGCACCAUAAGGAACACUCCGUCAGAGCCAAUACAUUGCAUCGUCUGGGCCAAGCAUUUGUUUAACCAAUUGUUCGGAGAGUCUGUUGAGGAUGAGGACAUUUCACCUGAUGCCGCUGAUCCAGAGGCUCAGGAAGGGGACGCUGAAGGCACCGAAAUUCCUGCUGGGGAUGGGGCUGGUGAUGGUAAGGAAAAAUCUGCAUCGGAAUCGGCAAAUGGCAACGUGGUGCGCAUCAAUACGCGCCAAUGGGCCAAGGACUGCAAUUACGAUGCGAGUAAGCUGUUCAACAAGUUCUUCUUUGAGGACAUCAAUUACUUAUUGCGCAUGUCAAACCUGUGGAAAUCUCGCAAAGCACCUGUACCUGUGCAAUGGGACACAUUGUUACCCAAAGGCAUACCCGACGGUGAUUCUCUACCGGAAUUUGCACGUCAAUUCCACAAAGUUUGGUCAGUGGAGGAGUGCGCACAAAUCUUCUCCAACUCGCUGAGGCAAUUAAGCAAUGAUUUUCUUAAACUGGACAAUAACGAUAGUCUUGUCUGGGACAAAGACGAUCAAGCUGCCAUGGAUUUUGUGGCCGCAUGUGCCAAUGUUCGAUCACACAUCUUUAAUAUUGAGCGCAAAUCUCGUUUCGAGAUCAAGUCUAUGGCUGGCAAUAUCAUACCAGCUAUAGCGACUACUAAUGCCAUCACGGCGGGUAUUUCAGUGUUGCGUGCGUUCAGUGUUCUCGAAGGCAAAUUUGACCAAUGCAAAGCGGUGUAUGCUCGCCUACGUCUAAAUCCGCGCAAUCAGUUCCUUGUGCCGGAUAAAUUCUUUCCUGAGCCCAAUCCCAACUGCUACGUUUGCGCUAGCGAUCCGGCAAUAACGCUGCGCAUCGACACGAAACGUGUCCAUAUUAAGGAGUUCCGCGAUGAGGUCCUUAUCAAAACUCUGAAUAUGGUUAAUCCUGACGUGACUUUGGAAAGUACUGGAUCGAUUAUUAUUUCAUCUGAAGAAGGUGAAACAGAAUGCAAUGAACAGAAACUUCUCAGUGAUAUGAACAUUGUGGAUGGUGUAAUCCUCAAGAGUGACGACUUUUUCCAAAAUUAUGAGCUAAGUAUCAUCAUAUCUCACUUUGAUGCCGAGCGCGACGAUCCCUUGUUUGAGGUGAUUGCCGAUAAAAGUCAGUUGCAGCCCAAGGAGGAAGAAGAGGAAAAGCCAGAGCCUAGCGAGAAACUGGUAAGCAGAAAGCGAGCGGCCAAUGGGAACGGCGAGUCAGUGGAAAAAUGCGAUGAUGGUCCGUCAACUUCGAAACGUAGUCGACCCACUGAAAUAGAAGACGACGAUGACGAUGAUUGUUUAAUACUGGAAGAUCCUGAGGAUGAUGUUGUGGAAGCAACGGAUAAGCUCACCGUUGAAAGUCCACCCAAAACCGCUACAAAGCGCAAACCCAGCGAUGUGGUUGAAAGUGAUGAGAUUACCACGAUACUGGACUCGUCCGAUGAGGAGGAGUCCCGCCCAACAAAAUGCAAGCGAUCACGACUGGAAAAAUCGGAAGGGACAGGAUCAAUCGAAAUAAUCAAUAUUGAUUAAUUGCGCUUUUCUGGCUAUAUGUUUAAUAACCACACAUUCGCUAAUAUAUUCAUGGCAUCACCAAAA
This is a messenger RNA of Scaptodrosophila lebanonensis, 2240 nucleotides long. It is a transcript of the gene Uba2, whose product is annotated as SUMO-activating enzyme subunit 2. Bases 84 to 2174 code for a protein of 696 amino acids. Gene Ontology annotation, biological process: protein sumoylation. Gene Ontology annotation, molecular function: SUMO activating enzyme activity. Gene Ontology annotation, cellular component: SUMO activating enzyme complex; cytoplasm. NCBI's taxonomy places the organism in Eukaryota, Metazoa, Arthropoda, Insecta, Diptera, Drosophilidae. The transcript has 4 exons. The record is from RefSeq and is a predicted model, not a curated record.